This is a messenger RNA of Aedes aegypti (yellow fever mosquito), 666 nucleotides long. RefSeq lists its product as uncharacterized. The coding region runs from base 1 to 666 and encodes 221 amino acids. NCBI's taxonomy places the organism in Eukaryota, Metazoa, Arthropoda, Insecta, Diptera, Culicidae. The transcript is spliced from 3 exons. The record is from RefSeq and is a predicted model, not a curated record.
AUGACGCACCAAAAGGCCUUAAGAUACCAUCGAUUCAGUUAUCGAAGAUUUCUGAUAAAUCUAAUCUUCUUCCUGGUGUAUCCUUGCGUGCUGUGCUGUCGUUGUUUCGAGCGCUCCAUCAACGAGGAAGACGAAGAUGGGAGCCUUCAGGACUUCCAGGGCAGGGGCGAUGACGAGCGAGAUCGUUUGCUGCAGCAGCAUGGAUUGCUAAAGGGCGCUAGGGUGGUUCAGAAGCAGGUACCAUUAUCAACCACCUCCAUUGCUACUACCACCACCAGCGCCGAUGAGGAAGAUGUCCUCGGUGAUGGGUGGGAUUCGGCUGGCGGUGGUGGUGCUGGGAAUCGGAAACAGCUGCAUUCCGAAGAAAUAGCAACAACCGAUGACGACGAGCUAUCCAAACUGCUGGCGGGGAUGCAAUCGGAAGCGGAAGAAGUGCAACAAACAGCGAAGGAAGGCGCAAGGAGGAGCGGUGGAAGGCCAUACUACAACAACACCGAAGACGAAGACAACGACACCCGCUUCGUUCUGGACGUGAUGAACCAGAGCCGGAAGUCAUUGCAAACAGCUCGUCGUCCGAGAUAUUCUUCGAAACACGCCAAUCGAGGUCAUCCUCCUUAUCACACCGAUCGAAAGCACGAGGUUUUGGCAGAGCUCCAAGAAAAAUAA